Messenger RNA from Triticum aestivum (bread wheat), 1174 nucleotides. RefSeq lists its product as uncharacterized. The record is from RefSeq and is a predicted model, not a curated record. The transcript is spliced from 2 exons. NCBI's taxonomy places the organism in Eukaryota, Viridiplantae, Streptophyta, Magnoliopsida, Poales, Poaceae. The coding region runs from base 245 to 802 and encodes 185 amino acids.
CUCUCCCAUCGUUCCCUCCUCCUCCCGUUCGUUUCCUCAGCGCCGCCACCACACACUCAGCGCCCGAUACCCAUCACCAGCCCCGAGUCGCUGCUUUGCCUCCCCGCCAUGGCCACCUCUGCUUCCUCCCCUCCGUCGCCGGCCGGUCACCAGCAAGGGCCCGCAACCGCAACCGCGCCCAUGGUCGCUGUUGCCUCGUGCCUCCUCGCGCGCACCCAUAGAGCUUCGCCGCGCCACCUCGCUCAUGUCUUGCCGGCUUCCUCCGCCUCUGAACUCGUCGGCCGUCGCGCCUCCAGCCGCCAGCACCCCUCUGCCGCAGGCCCCGUGCUCCCUCCGCUCGUCUAUUCCUCGCCCUCGCCGCACUUCGCGGGUAGCCGCACCGCACUGGACCAGCGCGCCACCAGGUGCAGCCAUGGGCACCGUUUUCCUCAAGCAACAGCCGCCGUUCGGCCUCGGGCCGGUAAGAUCCUGCAACCCCACGUCGAGGUCGCCGUUCCCGGCCUUCCCCUCACCCGUCAUCGCCGCAUCCGACGGGAGCUGGCCAGAGGCCGCCCUUUCUCGCGUCAGCCUCCUCUGCAUUGAGCGCCGCUGCCUCCGCCCCGUGCCGUUGACCUCCUAUAGCCUCUUGUUUGUUGUGUGCAUCGCUGCCCACGACUCCGGUAGCACCUUCGGGUCCUCCUUCGUCGAAGGGCACUCCCCAACAUCGUUUCUUCGUUUUGGAUCAUGCCAAGUCCGACUACGACCUGAACGACUACACGAUGACCCCGAAGAACAUGGAUUCGUCAAGUUCUCUUUGACAUGAGUACCACUACCGCCGCCCGAACAACUACAAACCGAAAUGCCAUGUUCCUCUCCGAACGUGUACGACUACCGAUGAGUACCUCUACCGAUGUCGUGUAGCACUACUUUCGUCUGCACUGCAUCAAACUCGUCCGCCCCGAAUUGCACGCUUCGAAGGUAUAAACCCGAGACAACGCCGAACAAAUACAUAUGUGUUGUAUGAGAUGUUUGUGUUUGCACCAUGUUUGAGUUGUCGUUGCCAUGCCUUCGACCCGUGGGAACCCAGUAAUCGGGACCAGCCCACCAUCUUUUGCAUGUUUCGUACAUCCGUACUUUUUUUUUGCACUGACAUCUCGACGAGUUGUCAGAGCAUCGAAAUGUUGUUGUGGCAUCA